Molecule: messenger RNA, 192 nt
Organism: Arabidopsis lyrata subsp. lyrata
Lineage: Eukaryota; Viridiplantae; Streptophyta; Magnoliopsida; Brassicales; Brassicaceae
Exons: 2
Coding region: 1-192 (63 amino acids)
Source: RefSeq, a predicted model, not a curated record
AUGGAAGUAGAGGACGAAAAAGAAAAUUUCGCCAAAAGAAAUAAACAAGAGAAGCCGGCAACCACCGUCCCUAUCAAGAAGUUCGAGUCUAGGGAAAGUAAAGGACCAAGAAAAUUUGGGUCUCAACCCUUCAACGGUAUCGUCGGAAAGCAAUUCCAAGGAAAAGGAAGGUCAAACACUUGGUGUCCUUAA